GAUAAACUUCCGGGGAAAAAAAGAUGUUUACGACGGAAUACAAUAAAUGAGAUAAAAUGAAUUUAUAAACAUUAUCUUGGACUAAAAGGUGUUUUUUCAUAUCUAGAGGUCUAAAUUAUUGAUUGAGAAAUGAAUACACCGGCAAUGAAGAAGGCGAGAGAAGCCUUUACUCCAAUAAGACUGGCUAUUCCCGAAGAAGAAGAGGAACCUUUGAAGAUACGGAUUAGAGAUGUAAAUCCUCAUAUUGUGUGUUCUCUAUGUGCUGGUUAUUUUAUAGAUGCUACAACAAUCACAGAAUGUCUGCAUACAUUUUGUAAAAGCUGUAUUGUUAAAUAUCUUCAAAGUUCUAAGAAAUGUCCACAGUGUAGCGUCAAAGUUCAUGAAUCUCAACCAGUGUUUUUUCUCCGACCUGAUCGAACACUACAAGAUAUCGUAUAUAAACUUGUACCUCAUUUAUUUGAAAAUGAAGAAAAAAGGAGGGAAGAAUUUAAUAAAACAAGGAAUGCGAACCAAGAAAAACAAGGAGCAGAACAAGUUGGAUUGGCACCAAGAUUAUCAAGUAUUAUAAACAACCCACAAGGUCAUAUGUAUAAAUAUGAUGAACAGAUCUGUUUAUGUCUUGAAAGAUACAGUCCUCAGAAAACACAUUUUAAUGGCCGUUGGAUUCAGCUGCAGCCAUUAGAGAAGAAAUUUGUUCGUUGUUCAAUCCGUGUGUUAAUAUCUCAUAUAAAAUCCAUGUUGUAUAAAAAACUACCACUUUCUAAAGAUAUAAAGUUAGAGGUAUUAUGUGGUAGUGAAGAAAUGCAGGACGAGAUGUCAUUAAAACAGAUUUAUCUUAUGAACUGGUACACUAGAGAAACACCCAUGAUAUUAUUUUAUCGAUUUAAAGAUACUGAUUUAGAAGCUAACUACGAUUUUACGUGAAAUAAGAUAAAACUCUGGAUAUAAAAUAAGGAAUAGCAGAAAGCUUAUCUUAUUAAUUAUAUGCUUCACUGUAAAUAAUGAAUAAGCUUAGGUUUGGAAACUGGCCAUGGUCUCUUUCUUUGAAUGAAUGAAUUAUCAUUUUCCGUACCAGAAUGUCAUUGAUGUUUGAAUAAACGCACAAUUUGGCAUUAGAAAGUUGUGAAUUCUUUAAAAAUAAUAUUUGUUCAGUCAUUGUUUUUUCAUUAAAUUGAAUAUGUAACAUUGUGAAGUUGAUAUCGUUCACUUUCUGUCAUUAACAGAUCAUUUUAUAUGUGUAAUGUUUAUAGUCAGUUUAAAGUGGUUAAUAAUCAAACGGUAGUCAUCAAGUAGGUGUUAUGUUACUAAGGUGUUAAGUCCAACACUAAUUAACGAUAAUAUUCUUUAAGUGGCAUUUAGUAACUGGGCAGAUAAAUAAACUAUAAACAUACUUAUGGAAAACAGCUACUGAUUUAUUUAGGCGACGUUUCGAAGAGUAUUCUCUCAACGUUUUCAAGCUUGAAAACUAGAAUAUGUUGAGAGAAUGCUGAUCGAAAUGUUGCCUAAAUAAAUCAGUAGCUGUUUUCCAUAAGUAUGUUAAUAGUUUACUAUUUAAUGAUAUUACCUGUACACUACUAUUGUUACUAAGGUGUUAAGCCACUAAUUAAUGAUAUUACCUGUACACUACUAUUGGUACUAAGGUGUGACUAAGGUGUUAAGCCACUAAUUAAUGAUAUACACAACUAUUGGUUAGGUUUGUGUAUUUAAUAGUAAUGGGUAUUAGAAUUAAUAUAUCCCACCUUCACACUUUUACAACUAGUUAUACACACCUGUUAAUUAAUGACUACUCUAUAAAAUUUCAAACAACUUUCUUUACCUAAUAAAUGAUAUACACAAAUAUUGGUUAUGUUUGUGUAUUCGAUAGUGAUGGAUAUUAGAAUUAGUCAUAUUUUUACACCAGAAGUGGCACCUUUUAUAGCUAGUUCACACCUGUUAAAUGAUGACUAUUGUAUAAUUUACUAACAGCCUUCUGUCCAUAUUGAUAAUCUGUUUAGAGUAAUGAUGACUUGUGUAAGUGAACGAUAUUGUUAUAAAAGUGUAAAUAGUUUGAAAAGUUUAAUGUCCUUUGUUUUUGUGUUUACAUAUAUUUUAUGUUGUUACAAUAUAAUUGUAAAUGUAUGAUACUAUUUUGGCAGCUCUAUAGAAAACCUUGUGAACACGAUAAGCUACAGUUUUAACAGAUUUUUUUCUGAUUCAAUGUGAAGCAUCUCCCCCUCCUCCCUGAGAAUUUGUUAAACUGAGGUACAUAUUUUUGCAAAUUAUUUUUGCUGGUGAUUGGGGUGGGUGGGGGUUGGAUGCCAAUGGGCCGUAAUGUUAUACACAAGGAGGUUGUAAAAUUUUCAUUUCUGAUGGAUAUCAUUCAAACAGUGCCCAAUGUACUAAAAGAUCCGUUGACCGUUGUAUUUCAAACAGUAUUCGGGACUGCGGCCGUUUUUGCAUGACUCUCCACCAAACUUUAUGUUCUAAUUGUAAAUAAAAAUAACAAACAGUAUAUUAGUCAUGUCGCAUUUUGCCUUAUUAGACAUAUCUCCAUCAUUUCUUUGAAUUUCAACUGAGAAAAUUUAUUAAUACAUGUGAAAUGGGGUUGAACGACCUACUGUUUUGCACCUACUGUGUUAAAGAAGACAACAUUAAUACAUGUAUAUAAAUAUAAAAUGGAUUUAUGGCAUAAUUUUGUAUAUUUUUUUUGUUGUUGUAAGAUAUGUUUUAUUAUCUAUUAUUGCUGAAUGGGAGAUCAAGGAACAGACAAAAUACUUAUGUCAAUGAAUAGAAGAUCAGAGAACAGGUGUCAGACCCCUAUCUAUGAUUGGGAGAUCAGAGAACAGGCACAAUACCUACUGUAUAUGAAGAGCCCCGGGGAAGAACGAUCUAUGUCACCUUUUCAAUGAACCCCAGUUAAUGGCGCCAUCUGGUAGCAAAUUGUAUAAGCUUUCUGUAAAACAAUUAAUUUCGGUAAAAACAAUCAGAGUCACAUCGAACCAAGGCCCGUCUGAAAUGGCCUCCCGGACAAAUUGACCUUAAUUUGGCUGAAAAGUGGAAGUCAGUUGUUGUACUGGUAAUUAUGAUUCGUAUUAAACAUCAUUUUGAAGUUGUAAUUAAACCCACUCAUUGUUCUGUUCGCGUCAAGCAUUCUGUCCAAAAGUCUGUUUUGCCUUUUUAUGCGAAAAGACAAAAAUGUGACUUAGAUCGUUCUUCCCCUGGACUCUUCAUAUGUCAGAACCCUAUCUAUGAUUGGGAGAUCAGAGAACAUGAAAAAUACCUCCUGUAUAUGUCAGACCCCUAUCUAUGAAUAUGAGAAUACCUACAUCAAUACCUAUCCACUUGUUUAUUGUUUAUUGAAACAUGUAAUAAUGAUGUAAUGAUUGUUAUAUUGUGAUUAAAAUACUUAUAAUAACACCUCCUGUAUUUAAAUAUAAACUUAUAACACCUCCUGUAUUUAAA
Molecule: messenger RNA, 3441 nt
Organism: Patella vulgata (common limpet)
Lineage: Eukaryota; Metazoa; Mollusca; Gastropoda; Patellidae
Product: polycomb group RING finger protein 1
Exons: 8
Coding region: 130-924 (264 amino acids)
Biological process (GO): negative regulation of transcription by RNA polymerase II
Cellular component (GO): PRC1 complex
Molecular function (GO): promoter-specific chromatin binding
Source: RefSeq, a predicted model, not a curated record